Alosa sapidissima (American shad) is the source of this 3439-nucleotide messenger RNA. RefSeq names its product adhesion G protein-coupled receptor E3-like. The coding region runs from base 277 to 3351 and encodes 1024 amino acids. Gene Ontology annotation, molecular function: G protein-coupled receptor activity. The record is from RefSeq and is a predicted model, not a curated record. Lineage: Eukaryota; Metazoa; Chordata; Actinopteri; Clupeiformes; Clupeidae. Gene Ontology annotation, cellular component: membrane. Gene Ontology annotation, biological process: adenylate cyclase-activating G protein-coupled receptor signaling pathway; cell surface receptor signaling pathway. The transcript is spliced from 22 exons.
GGGGCUUGUUUUGAGGGUUACCUCUCCACCAGCGUUUCCUCAAUUUCCAUGAAUACUGAGGCCACCUUCACACAGUGGUGCAUUGGAGGCCACCUGCACAAUGGUGCCUUUCAUCUGGAUACGUCACCUUCAUUUCUCUGACACACGGUAUCUCCUUCUCACUGUGCUGCUGUCUACGCACUACAUACUGUAUGGCCCUUAGUUUGACUGACACCAUUUCACAACUGUGAGUCGGCUGUAGCUGACAUGGCUGUCCAAACUUGCUCCCCAAAAUAAAUGUUUAUGGGAUUACGUAUCUUGAAGAUGGUUGGUCAUCUGGUCAAUAAGAAAAGGAAUGUCCUUCGAUUUACAUUUCUCAUCCUCUUUCGACUCCUGGAUGAAGUUCCACAGCUGGAAUCCCUGACCACGCCAAGCAGUCCACUUAACUCUUCAGAGAUUUGCUCAACCUACACAAAUCUCUCUGAGCCAUGGCGGGACUUUAACUUUAACUAUUUGCGCCCAAAGACGGACACUGACCUCACAGAGGGCUGGUAUCGCUUCACUGGGAUUGGAGGGGAUGUCCUGUCUCAUUACUGUCAUGACAAUACAUCCCUUAGUCUUUGUAAAUAUGACUAUUCAAGAAUUCUGAAAGGUCAAGUCUACCCCGUCGAAUUGUGCUCAAGUUGCACACCAACAGGAGAAACUGUGGAUGUGCUGUUCUGCCCGGGAGGAUUCUAUCUGCACAAACUCUUCCCCACUGACAAAUCCUUGAUAACUGUUCAUAAGACAUGUGGAUUGUCAUCCUGUGGAAUUAAUGCUUACUGCCACCAUGAUCAUUGUCUCUGUCUCCCUGGAUACUCAGUACCACCUGGCCAUGUCCCAACUGGGGACUCAUUUGGAUGUGAAGGAACUUGCCCAUUAUAUACAAAUCUGUCUGAUCCGUGGCGUAAUAUUGGCUACAAAUCAACAACCUUUCCUGGAUGGCCAAAGAAUGACACCCACUUAGUAAAAUAUAAUUGGUAUCGCUUUGUUGGUAUUGGAGGAGAUGUUCUGUAUGACAACUGUACCAACACUGUUAUUGGUGGAGGCACGUCACAUCCCAUUGUAUCUUGUGGUCAAGACAGUACAGUCAAUUGGGGGAUCCAAUUCAAUGAUAUAACACUCUGUUACCAGUCCUCAGGAACGUGCUCAACAAAUAUACAAAUCAACAGAUUCCAUUGUUCUGGAGGAUUCUACUUGUAUCAACAUGGCACAUAUGACACAUCAUUCAGUUAUGUCACUCGACACCAGACGUGUGGACCGUCCUCCUGUGGUUCUAAUGCCAUGUGUGUUGGUGACGGACGCUGUGAGUGCAAACGUGGAUAUGAGAUACCUGACGGCUACCUACCGACUGGAGACUCCUAUCAGUGUGAAGCAGUGUCCAACAAUACAGUGACUCCUUCCAUGUCAACGCAGCUUCUGACCACCCCAAGCACACCAGCAACAGUAAUAUCCCAAAAUACAGAGGCUCCUUCCAUGUCAACGCAGCUUCCUGAUUCUCUGACCACCCCAAGCAGACCAGCUACGUCAACAGCAGUGCCCACAAAUACAGUGACUCCUUCCACGUCAACGCAGCUUCUGACCACCCCAAGCACACCAGCAACAGGUUGUGCCUCUUCGGCUCAGGUUUGUCCUGACUCAUCCAAAUGUGUCCACACUGAAGAGAGAUUUUACUGUGAAUGUCAAAAUGGUACCAUACCCAGUAUCACUGCAGGCACAUUGGUUUGCAAAGAUCUUCACAGCAAUGAGGGAAUGUCACCUGAGGCUCAGUUUAACAAUCUGAACAGUAAUAUCAUGAAUUUGACGGAUGAUGUUGUUUUAGAGUCUUACGUUGUGUCGUCCUUACUGAGGAGUUUAGAAUAUGCUCUUCCUGAGGUGCCACAGGAUACCAGUGGAGAGAAGCUUGUGGCCUUGGGUGAUGCCAUGCUGCAGACCACCGAAAAGCUGGUGGGGGCCCUGGUGGAGCCCACGACCACAAAUGCCAGCAAAACACUGAUGACCAAAACCAUAGAAGUGCAAACUUUCACCAUCGGAAAGUACUAUAAGAGCAAUGUGAGCGCCAAUAUUAAAAAUAUAAAUAACUCAUUGGACGUAGACCUCACUGGUAUUGCAAGGAACAACAAUGGAUCAGCCACUGUGGCCUUCACAAACUUCAUGAAAUUGGGUUCAGUUCUGACAGCAGACCUCUUCCACACUAUCAAUGAUACAAUGAAGACCAUGAUGUCUGCAGUUCUGAGUGCCUCCCUACCAAAAACCCAAAACAAAGUCCUGCCAAAUCCAGCCAACAUCACAAUGAAACACAUCCAGAGUCUGGACCCUCAGGGUGUGCUCUCCUGUGUGUACUGGAAUGCCAGCGCCUGGGUGGUAGACGGCUGUGAUGUCACCCAAACCAACGCCACCCACACCGUCUGCACCUGUGUGCAUUUCUCCACCUUCGCCCUGAUCAUGCAGGUGCAGGCGGAGCGACCUCCAGAGACAAAACAGAUGAUAGAGUUGCUGAAUAGGGUCGGCGUUUCUAUUGGAUUGGGGUUCCUGGCUCUGGCUGUGAUGACCUUUGCCCUCUGUCGAUGGAAACCCCAAGUGAACAUCACAGCUCAUCUGAACCUCUGCAUCAGUCUGUUUCUUGCUCACCUCCUCUUCCUGCUCGUCCAGGAGUUCAUCCACCUCAUCCGUCCUCACAAGGUCGUGUGCACGGUGCUCUCAGGAGUCCUUCACUACCUCUUCCUGAGCAGUUUCACGUGGAUGCUCCUGGAGACCAUCUGGCUUUUCCACGCUGUCCUCAGGCUCAAAGACAUCAGAUCUCCACGGGGGAUGGGACCUCACUGGGGAUACCAGUGCCUGAUUGGUUAUGGAGGUCCCUUGGUUGUUGUUGCUAUUUCAGCUGGUAAAAUGCCUGAUGGGUAUGGGAGUGACAGGUGCUGGCUGAAUUAUGACAGAGGAUUCAUCUGGAGUUUUCUUGGUCCUGUGUGCUGCAUCCUUGGAACAAACGUUGUCCUCUUCUUCAUCAUCAUCAUCCUCCUUCACACUGCCGUGUCACGGAUGCAGCACAGCCCAGCACACCGUAAAUUAAUCAGGAUGUUGGUGUUUAAAACCCUGGUCCAGUCUGUUAUCAUUGGCUUGCCUUGGAUACUGGGAUUCUUCACUCGAAGCAGCCAGGCACUGGAUGUGCUCUUCAUUGCGCUCAACAGCCAACAGGGAACCUUCAUCUUCCUGCUACACUGUAUUCUUAAUGAGGAGGUGCGACAGCAGUUCUGGAGUUGCUGCAGGAGAAUAAGAAAAAAUGAGAGUGGCACAGUGGCACCUCCUACAAUGGAACUUAAUCAUUUGAAUUAAGUUUAAUGAUAAAUGAUGAUUUUGUGUUGUGAAUGAUAAAUCAUGAUUGUAAUUUAUUAAAAAUCAAAAACAUUUUCAGCAGCAGCAC